Micropterus salmoides (largemouth bass) is the source of this 1044-nucleotide messenger RNA. Its product is annotated as high choriolytic enzyme 1-like. Gene Ontology annotation, molecular function: metalloendopeptidase activity; zinc ion binding. Gene Ontology annotation, biological process: proteolysis. The record is from RefSeq and is a predicted model, not a curated record. The transcript has a single exon. Bases 262 to 1044 code for a protein of 260 amino acids. Lineage: Eukaryota; Metazoa; Chordata; Actinopteri; Centrarchiformes; Centrarchidae.
GAACACUAAUGAGAUCUUCAGUUAAACUUGUCCUAUCUACAAACCAGAGAUAACAAACCCUGUUUAAGAAGUAGGUUUGUCUGUGGAGUCCUCCCCUCUGAGGUUUAUUUAGGCCUAGCAGUGAGGACCCCAACCCAUAAUCCUCCUGCAGACACACCUGUAGAGGAGAGUAUAAAGACCCUGGUCUGAACAAAGUCAGACAUCAAGCUUCAAGGAGUCUCUCCACAGCAGCUCUUCACAGCCUCCAGACCGACCCUGAAGAUGACUCCUUCUGCCAGCCUGCUGCUGCUGCUCCUGCUCGGCUUCUCUCAGGCAUAUCCUGUCCAGGAGGAAGGAAGCAAAGAAGAUGUCCCAGAUACCGUCGACAUGACCACCAGGAUUCUGACCUCCAACAGCGCCACCAACGAGAUCCUGCUGGAAGGGGACAUUCUGGCUCCCACAACCAGAAGUGCCAUGAUAUGCUCGUCCCAGAACUGCCGCUGGAAGAAAGCUACCAACGGCUUGGUGAUGGUCCCCUAUACCGUGAGCAGUGACUUCACCAGCUCAGAGAAGCAGCUGAUCAACUCUGCAUUGAACGGCUUCCAGGCCAAAACCUGCAUUCGUUUUGUCCCCCGUCAGAAUGAGGCCGACUACAUCAGCAUCGAGAACCAAGCCGGAUGUUUUUCCCCUGUGGGCAGAGUGGGAGGCGCACAGGUGCUCUCUCUCAAAAGGCCGAACUGCCUCUACUACGGCAUCAUCCAGCACGAGGCCAACCACGCUCUGGGUUUCCAGCACGAACAUACCAGGACCGACCGCGACUCCUACGUCAAUAUCAACUGGGAGAACAUCGACCCGCAGAAUGCCUACAACUUCGCCAUGCAGGCCGCCAACAAUCUGAAUACUCCCUACGACUACUCCUCCAUCAUGCACUAUGGGAAAACAGCCUUCUCCAUGAAUGGGAAGGAAACCAUGAUCCCCAUCCCGAACGCCAACGUCCCGAUCGGCCAGAUUAACGGCCUGUCCAACUGGGACAUCAUAAGGAUCAACACGUUCUACGGGUGCUAG